AUGGCUCUGUUCGACGCUUGGAUCAGCACGUCGAACGUUCCUAUCCUCGGGAAUCAACAAACCCGCAAGUAUUUUUGGGAUAAGGUCACCGACGUAUACAACGCAAAAAAGCCGAGGGGGGCCUUCAGCCGCAACCUGAAUAUGCUUCACCCUCAUUUUGAGCGAGCCGACAGAGAUGUCAAAAUAUUUUGUGGGAUCUACAAGAGGGAAGCGGAGCAAUACCAAAGCGGAGCCAAUGGAUCCGACAUUCUGAUAGCGGCUUUGCAAGUUUUUAAAUCCGACACCGGCAAGGAUUUCAAAUUUCCCGAUGUUUGGGAGAUGGUCAAACAUCUUGAUAGCCCUAGUGGAGAGUCGUCAUCUUCAAGGAUGGAUGCUCAUUUGGUAGAUGAUUCUGAUGAAGAUUUUGUGCCUCCACCUCCACCUAGAUCUGAAGUUCGAGGUCGUCAUUCUGUCAGCCACACUGGUGGUACAGGUGAAGAUAUUGGUCCCGUGAUGUCUACCAUUCUCCACCUCAGUCUUCUAUGCGAGAUGAUAUUUUCGGGGUGGAUUUAG
This is a messenger RNA of Salvia splendens (bonfire salvia), 552 nucleotides long. RefSeq names its product glutathione S-transferase T3-like. The transcript is spliced from 2 exons. Bases 1 to 552 code for a protein of 183 amino acids. NCBI's taxonomy places the organism in Eukaryota, Viridiplantae, Streptophyta, Magnoliopsida, Lamiales, Lamiaceae. The record is from RefSeq and is a predicted model, not a curated record.